Paramormyrops kingsleyae is the source of this 2497-nucleotide messenger RNA. It is a transcript of the gene cd40, whose product is annotated as CD40 molecule, TNF receptor superfamily member 5. NCBI's taxonomy places the organism in Eukaryota, Metazoa, Chordata, Actinopteri, Osteoglossiformes, Mormyridae. Gene Ontology annotation, molecular function: protein binding. The record is from RefSeq and is a predicted model, not a curated record. Gene Ontology annotation, biological process: immune response-regulating cell surface receptor signaling pathway. Gene Ontology annotation, cellular component: CD40 receptor complex; external side of plasma membrane.
ACACGUAGCAGAAGCAGUAGUGCGAGGUGGCUCGCGGCAUACUAGGAUACUUAGCUUACUAGGAGUCGGAGCUACUUCUUGUCUGUUUUAACCAACACACCAACGAUAAGUGCGAACAUGGAAAACGUCAUGAAGUACAUUUGUCUUUUAAUGUGUUUUAGCCCUGUCUUUGCUGAAAUUAUCUGUGACGAUCAAACUCAGUAUAAGAAGGAUGGAAAAUGCUGCAAAAUGUGCGAGCCAGGGACAUCGAUGGCAUUAAGUAACUGCCAAAACCCAAUCUGUAAUCCCUGUGGAAAGGACGGGUACAUGGACUCUUACAACAAUGAAACAAACUGCCGCAGACAGCCCUACUGUGAUGAAAACCUCAACUUCAACGUGUCACUGUCGCCAAGCCCAACCAACUACAGACCCUGCGUGUGCAAGACCGGAUACCACUGUUCAUCAGCGCAGUGCUUUACAUGCUUGAACCACACGGUGUGCAAACCUGGAGAGGGAGUAGUCAGCCAAGGCACUGCCAUAGCUGACGUGGUCUGUGGACCCUGCCAAUUGGGAACCUUCUCCAGCCAGACAUCAGCAGUCGAUGCAUGCAGACCAUGGACAAAUUGUCCACCUGGGAUGUCUGAAAAAGUACCAGGGACCAAUAUAUCAGACAGAGUGUGUGAGGACGAAAGGAGGUGGCGAUAUUUCGUAAUCCCUGUUGUUGUCACUGUUUUUUUUGCUGCAGUUUGUUUCAUUUUUUAUACACUGAAGGAUAAACUAAAGAGACUGCUUUUAUGCAGUCAGAAGAAAAAACCUCAAGUAGAUCAUAUCUUGGACCAAAAGGAGCCUAAAAAGAAUGCUGAGGAGAAUGAAUACAACCAAGACCAUCUGACAGAAAAUAACAACCCAUUGGCCCAAGAGGAAGGCAAGGGGGAGCACACGCCCAUGAUGGAAUCGAGUCCCGUGUGAAGCAGCCUGCCUGCUGCCUGGAUCUUACCCCGGCGCUGCAGAGAUGCCUCCCUUUAAAUAUGAUGUAACAAAGACAAAAGACCAUGGGCCCUAAUUUAAUGAUCUGAAGUUCAUUUUGGGGCCCAACCCACUUUUACUACUUUAACGGUAGAAAGAUAGUUACAGCACCAGGUGCAUGGUCCAAAAGGGUUGUUCUUAGUUACGCAAUUAGUCAUGUUUGGGCCGUAACAUGCUAUAAACCAAUCUGAGUGUCAUUUCGCAUUUCCUUUAAAAGCCAGUGUGCUCGCACCUUAACCAAUCGCCGAUAUAAUGGCAGAUUGGCCAGGUAGUACAAAAGAAUGCUGCUCUGCCAUUUUGUGGCAAAUGUAAAAAAUGGCCAGAUGACUUUUUUUUUGUCAUGCGUCAUAUUGUGUAAUAAUAAUAUCUAAUAAUAUUAUUUAUCUGAUAAUAUUUAUCAGGGGCGGUUCUAGGAUUAGGCCCAUUGGGGGGGGGGGCAGUUUUUAGAACCGCCUAUGAUAUUUAUUGCAUGAUUAAUAGAAACUAGGUCGUCUUGCCGAAUUUGCUUUUAUCACAUAGCCUGAUCCUUCAGUAUGUACUGCUUAGAGCAGCGAUGCCCAUUCCAGUCCUGGGGGACCUGCCAAGUCGGUCCACGUCUUUGCUCCCUCCCAGCUCCCAGUAGAGCGUACAUAGCAGUACAUAGUACAGAGAAAUUAAAAUAUUGUGAACAUCUUAAAGUAAAAAGCGGGUGAUUUUCUGCUCUAACUGAUGACCAUGUUGUGGGCCGUUUCGUAAAAAUGUCACCAAAAAACAGGAUGGUUUUAGUUAACUGGUCCAAACUGGUUUUUGGCAUUUCCGUUUCUGAUUGAACGGUGUUUUAUUUUGUUGCCAUGUAACUUUAGGUCAGCAAAGAAGUAUUUGCAUAACAUAGCUAUGCUGGUCUGGUGAUACAGCUAUGACGCUCAGACGCAGUAGCUACGGCAUGCAGCAUUGCUUCCUAGCCACUGCGAUUCAGCCCAGCCAAAACAAUGGCAGCAAUAUAUUUGCAUGCGUUUACUGCGAUUCCAUGUGUCAGUCUUGGUCUUCAAGGAGCAGAAGUUUGAAAAUGAGACAAUCUAUGUACUGCCAUAACAUGCACUGUCCACAUGGGGGUGCUAUAUUCCACCUUGAAACCUCGUAGCAAAGCAUUACCAACAAUGCUUAGGAGAUGCCUUUCUGUAAGUGUGGACAUAAUCAUAGUCACAGUCAUUUAUGUCAAUCAUGGUUGCUUUUUUAUAUAUACAUUUUCAUUAUAUAUAGUGCAUGUGCAUUUGUUGAUGUUUUUUGUUGUUGUUCUCAGCAUCUCAAAAUGUUCAGACAUUUUGAUGUGCAUAUUUAUACCAAUACAAAUUUUCAUCAUUGCUCAGUCCUAUGAAAUGUACUUCUGUUGCGUAAACUUUGUGUGACUUUAAUUUUCUUCUUGUGACAAAUACAUUAUUGAUGUGUGCUGCUUUUCACUUUAAUAUUAAAUAUUGUAAUGAUACCAAUAAACUAUUCUGCUUAUGUUAAACUA